Nipponia nippon (crested ibis) is the source of this 849-nucleotide messenger RNA. Lineage: Eukaryota; Metazoa; Chordata; Aves; Pelecaniformes; Threskiornithidae. The record is from RefSeq and is a predicted model, not a curated record.
AUGUAUGCAUUUGAAAUAGAACACAUAUUUUACAUUCUACCAUACCUCUUAGGUGUUCAGUAUCCUGCUACUAGUAUUGAAGACAACCACAUUGAAAGAUUGACAGAAAAUGGAGAACUACUAGCUGAAAAUGAUAAAUUUGGGAAUAAAAACAGAUCCACUUCAACGCGGUCACUUAAAUUCAUUAUUAAUGAAAAGGAGAAGUGUAAAGAUAAAACACCUUUCUUGAUAUUGUUAAUAGCAACUACAGCUGCUGAAAUUCAGCACAGAAGUUCCAUCAGAAAAACUUGGGGAAAUGAAUCCGUGGUUCCAGGAGUUGAGGUUGCUCGGUUGUUUUUGCUGGGCAUUGAGAGCAAGGGUCCAAAUGAGAUCCUACUGAGAGAAAGUGAGCACUAUCAUGAUAUUAUUCAACAGGACUUCCUGGACGCUUACCAUAACUUAACUCUUACAGCUUUGAUGGGCAUGACGUGGGUUGCCUCUUAUUGCAGUGGCUCAAGCUUUGUUAUGAAGACAGACAUUGAUAUUUUUGUUAAUACAAUGUACCUAAUAGAAAAGCUCCUCAGGCCUCUUUCACCUCCUCCACAAAAUUAUUUCACAGGCUGUUUUAUGAAAGGGCAUAAGCCUAUUCAGAAUAAAGAAAGUAAAUGGUACAUAUCAGAAGAAGAAUACUCAGGUGACAAAUACCCUCCUUUUUGUUAAGGAACUGGCUAUGUCUUUUCUGGAGACCUGGCUUCAAAAAUUGCAAAUGCUUCUGUAACAAUAACAUGUAUACAUUGGGAAGAUGUUUAUGUAGGGUUCUGUCUUAAUGUCAAAGGAAUACAGAUCAGUCAUUCAUUGUUUAACAUAUAG